Molecule: messenger RNA, 1317 nt
Organism: Periconia digitata
Lineage: Eukaryota; Fungi; Ascomycota; Dothideomycetes; Pleosporales; Periconiaceae
Source: the annotation of a GenBank genome assembly
AUGGCCAUCACCAAGAUUCACGCCCGCUCCGUCUACGACUCCCGUGGUAACCCCACCGUCGAGGUCGACCUCGUCAGCGAGACCGGCCUUCACCGUGCCAUUGUCCCCUCGGGCGCCUCCACCGGCUCCCACGAGGCCUGCGAGCUUCGCGAUGGUGACAAGUCCAAGUGGGGUGGCAAGGGCGUCACCAAGGCCGUCUCCAACGUCAACGACAUCAUUGCCCCUGCUUUGAUCAAGGAGAACAUUGAUGUCAAGGACCAGUCCGCCGUCGAUGCCUUCUUGAACAAACUCGAUGGAACCAAGAACAAGGAGAAGCUCGGUGCCAAUGCCAUCCUCGGUGUCUCCAUGGCCGUCGCAAAGGCUGCCGCCGCCGAGAAGGGUGUCCCACUCUACGCUCACAUCUCCGACCUCGCUGGCACCAAGAAGCCCUACGUCCUCCCCGUCCCCUUCCAGAACGUCCUCAACGGCGGAUCCCACGCCGGUGGACGCCUCGCCUUCCAGGAGUUCAUGAUCGUGCCCUCAGAAGCCCCUACCUUCUCCGAGGCCAUGCGUCAAGGUGCUGAGGUGUACCAGAAGCUCAAGGGCCUUGCCAAGAAGAAGUACGGCCAGUCUGCUGGCAACGUCGGUGACGAGGGUGGUGUCGCUCCCGAUAUUCAGACCCCCGAGGAGGCUCUCGACCUCAUCAUGGCUGCUAUUGAGGAGGCCGGAUACACUGGCAAGAUCAAGAUUGCCAUGGAUGUAGCUUCAAGCGAAUUUUACAAGACCGAGGAGAAGAAGUACGACCUGGACUUCAAGAACCCCGACAGCGACAAGAGCAAGUGGCUCUCCUACGAGCAGCUCGCCGACCUCUACAAGUCCCUUGCCGAGAAGUACCCCAUUGUCAGCAUUGAGGACCCCUUCGCCGAGGAUGACUGGGAGGCUUGGAGCUACUUCUUCAAGACCUCCGACUUCCAGAUUGUUGGUGAUGACUUGACUGUCACAAACCCCGAGUUCAUCAAGAAGGCCAUCGAGCUCAAGUCCUGCAACGCCCUCCUCCUCAAGGUUAACCAGAUCGGCACCAUCUCCGAGGCUAUCCAGGCUGCCAAGGAUGCUUUCGGUGCUGGCUGGGGCGUGAUGGUUUCUCACCGCUCCGGAGAGACUGAAGAUGUCACCAUUGCCGACAUCGUCGUCGGUCUCCGAAGCGGACAGAUCAAGACCGGCGCUCCUGCACGAUCAGAACGUUUGGCCAAGCUCAACCAGAUCCUCCGAAUUGAGGAGGAGCUCGGCUCCAACGCCAUCUACGCCGGCCAAAACUUCAGGACCGCUGUCAACUUGUAA